Nothobranchius furzeri (turquoise killifish) is the source of this 2467-nucleotide messenger RNA. RefSeq names its product RAS related (gene rras). Gene Ontology annotation, cellular component: plasma membrane. Gene Ontology annotation, molecular function: GDP binding; GTPase activity; GTP binding. NCBI's taxonomy places the organism in Eukaryota, Metazoa, Chordata, Actinopteri, Cyprinodontiformes, Nothobranchiidae. Gene Ontology annotation, biological process: Ras protein signal transduction. The record is from RefSeq and is a predicted model, not a curated record.
UAGCUGGAGGCUAGGGGCCGGUUCCAGAUCCAACACCGAGCCGGGUUUUAUUAGGAAGCGAGGUCCCGAAGCGGCAGGAAACGGCGACUGUAAUCGGAAACACGUUUUAGGAGCUCUCGUGACGUCACGGACCCUCCAAAUUACCAAAUAAGGAGAACGACACAAAAAGUUUAGUUUAGAGUGGACUCGGCACAUCUGGACCAGGAGCGGCGUUUCGGACUCGAACGCCUCCGAACCCAACCCGGCUCGGCCCGUUAGCACGUCCGUAGCAGAUUGUGUCGGUUCUGUUGAGUAGAAGGAGGAAGCGGUUCCGCCCAAAAUCUGCCCCAGGCUCCGGAACCACAGCAGAACUCGACGGAACGAGAAGGCGCUUUUCCAGUGAAUUUACCGGGCCAGCAGGGAGGGAAAGUCCGGUGGGACCGUUUCAGAACAUGAGUUCAGAACCGCGGAGAUAAAACCAGCCAAGCCUGUCUACUUGGGUUCACGGUACCGGGUGGACUUUACUUGGACUCUUUCUCAGUUCGGCCUUCAGUUGGACUAAAGCCUUGAAAAGGUUCGGUCCGGACGGAGUCUCCGGACUGACUCGGGAUGAGCGGAGAGGAGGAGCGGUUCAAGCUGGUGGUGGUGGGCGGAGGAGGAGUGGGCAAGAGCGCCCUGACGAUCCAGUUCAUACAGUCCUACUUCGUGUCAGACUAUGACCCCACCAUCGAGGACUCCUACAGCAAGGUCUGCAGCGUGGGCGGGAAGGAGACCCGGCUGGAUGUCCUGGAUACAGCAGGUCAGGAAGAGUUUGGUGCCAUGAGGGAGCAGUACAUGCGCUCUGGAGAAGGAUUCUUACUGGUGUUCGCCCUCAACGACCGGGGGAGUUACCACGAGGUCCAGAAGUUCCACACCCAGAUCCUGAGAGUGAAGGACAGAGAUGAUUUCCCGAUGGUUCUGGUGGGAAACAAGGUGGACCUGGAACAACAGAGAGUGAUCUCCAGAGAGGACGCUCAGGCGUUCGCCUCAGAGAACAGGAUCCACUACAUGGAAGCUUCUGCCAAAAACCGCUACAACGUAGACGAGGUUUUCCUGGAGCUGGUGCAGAUCAUCAGACGGUUUAAGGAGUUGGAGAGCCCCCCUCCACCGACCCAGCAGACCAGGAAACCGAACCGAGGAGGCUGUCCCUGUGUCAUCCUCUGAGCUCUGUUACCGUGGACCCCAGUGCAUCGUCCUACCGCAGCUUCUGCUCGUGUGUGUGUUCUUUUUGCCUAACUAGAUCUUUUCUUCAGUGUUUAAUGAGUGAGUGACGCCGAUGAUGAAUCUGUCAGAACAUCUGGUUUUUGUGUCGGAGCAGAGCGUUGGGUCGUGGAGCACAGCUGCACCUGGCUGGUUCUUCAGUGUAAUGUUCCAACAUGUCCUGAGGGGGGCAGCAGAGGAACAUCAGCUUCACACCAGACCCAUUCUGUUCCCUCCUCGGUGUGUGUGGGCUCUUUGUGGUGCCAUAGUGUCACAGAUGAUAAAACCGUUGUAACUGGGUGUUUUAGAGCUCCAGCUCUGCUGCUUUUUUUGGUACGGUGUUCUUUAUUUCUGUUUAAUAUCAAACUUCUGAUCCAAUAGGUGACGUUGCUUCAGCUCAGACUCCAGAACCAGAUUCCAGAGGCGUCAGUCUCUCUCUGAUAGAUUCAGUCAUGUGUUGUGGUUAAAGGUGGGGAUGAAAUAAUAUGUGAUCAACGUUUCCGAGCUUUUAAUUUAGUUUUAUUUGGUGAUGUGAUGAUUUAAAGAUCCCAGAAUCUGUCAAAACCGUGAAAACACAAAAAUGGCAGAUAUAAAGAAAAGGAUAAGUGAGCUCCUUCUACUUUGACACAAGCUCAGAACUCCCCUUCCCCUUGUUGCCGUGGUGACGAGUUAGGCCCCAGUCACCAUGGUGAUCAGUUCAGUCUCUUACUGUGUUGACAAGCCCCUGUCACUGCCGACCUAACCGGGCCCAGGAAAAACAUUGGUGAUGAUGCUGGACUCGGCCGAGCUGGUCCGACUCGGCUCUCGCAGCGGACCAGAUGAGCUCAGGUGGACUUUUCCCUACAGGUUGCUGACGGACCUGAGCAUGGUCCUGAGAGCUGGCAGGAGAAGUUCUGCUCACUGACACAAAGUGAUGCAGGACUUGGUCAGCAGAAGAGCAGCUGUUUGGACGGGAGGUCUUUGUAUUCUGAGCUCCACCAGUAAAGGAUUGAAGGGAAGUAGUUCUGUAGAAGAUCACAAUCAGCCUUCGUGAUGAUUUUCAGCUGUAGGCACCGCUUGUUGGAGAAGAACGAAGACUCACAAGGCAGAUGGGUGGACUCUGUAUUUUAAUCAGUGUCAGUCGCAUAUUUUUUUAAUUUGUGAUUUUAUUUUAAAUUCUUUUAAAAGAUUUUUGUAAUUUAUCUGCUGACAGCAUGAUCAGUUUUAUACGAAUCACUUUUAUACUUCAAUAAAGCAUUUAUUGGCUUUC